Styela clava is the source of this 3062-nucleotide messenger RNA. Its product is annotated as solute carrier family 22 member 21-like. The record is from RefSeq and is a predicted model, not a curated record. Gene Ontology annotation, cellular component: membrane. Gene Ontology annotation, biological process: transmembrane transport. Gene Ontology annotation, molecular function: transmembrane transporter activity. Lineage: Eukaryota; Metazoa; Chordata; Ascidiacea; Stolidobranchia; Styelidae.
UGGCAGCUAUUUUAAAUGGUUGCUGUAAAAUUCAGUAGCAUGGUUUCUGAUACUGGUUGUAAUGUUCAUGGUUGGUUGUAAUGUUACAUAAUCGCAGUUCAGUAAAGUGACGUUAAAAGAAUAUAUAUACUAGUCUCUACUUCGUUUCAUCAAUCAGCUUUCUGCAAGAAUCUAAAAUUGGGAAAUAAGAGUGGAUUUUGAUAAACAUCGAUUUGAUUUUUCAAAAUUAGCUGGGGACCAGGAUGGCCGUGAAUGAAGAUUGUCAAGAUGUCACAACGUGGGGAAAAUACCAGCUUAGAUUAAGCAGUAUGCUAAUUUUAAGUUCAUUGUUUUGUGGUGUUCUGGUAUUCCACAUCGUCUUCACGUCAUACGAACCCAAACACAGGUGCUACAUACCAGAAUUAGAUGAAGAAAACAGUUUGUCGUAUACGAAGUCAAACACAACAGUAAAAAAUGAAAGUGCAGAAGAACUCAACACAAUACCGCCUGAGUACUCAAGUGACCAAUACGAAAUGUAUAUUCCAAGAGAGGACAAUGAAACGUCAUCUGAGUUCAGCAGCUGUGAGAUGUACAAUCAAUCAACAAAUUUUGAUUCUGGGAAAUUGAUUCAGACAACAAAUUGUAAAUAUGGAUAUUUUUACGAGGAAGGAAAAGGGUCUACAGUAACUGAGUGGGAUCUGGUAUGUGAUAGAGCGUGGAUAAAACCUUUAACAGCUUCAAUAAUGUUGUGCGGUUCAGCUCUUUCCUCUUUGACUGUUGGUUGGAUAGCAGAUAGAUAUGGGAGACAGAAAAUUUUUCUUAUGACAAUUCUUGGAAGAUUUAUCUGGCUAUUCAUCUGCGCGUUUUCGACGAAUCCUUGGAUGUUUGCUGCUACCAUAUUCUUUGUUAGUUAUUGCAAUAUGGGCAGUUUUGUCGUGAAAGUAGUUUUAGUAUCUGAAAUGCUGUCAGCCAGAAAUAGAACAAUAGUAGUGAAUUUAUUAUAUGUUGCUUUUGCUCUCGGAUACAUGAUAUUACCUGUUAUGGCUUACAUAACACCUUCUUGGAGAUGGUUACUUGGAUCCAUAUCUGUGUUGGGCGUUAUACAAAUUCCUUGCAUAUGGUGGGUUCCUGAAUCCUAUCGGUGGCUUAUACAACGUGGCCAGAGGGAUCGUGCGAACAAAUUGCGAAGAGAAAUCGAACUAUAUAAUGGAUAUACUAGACAUGCUGCUGAUCUCGGGAAUCUUACGGACUCAAAACUUAACGACUCGAAAUUCGAGGGGGAACUUUAUUCUGAUGACAUUAAUAAAACGAAUGAAGAGCGAUUUGUAUCAAACGUGAAUUGUCUUGACUUAUUUCGGGCUUCGAUAAUGAGGAAUCGUCUUUUUAUCAAUUUCUUCACCUGGUUGGUCCUGAACAUUACAUACUAUUUCUUCAGUUUAAACACAAGUAAUCUUGGAGGAAGCGCAUAUAUAAACUGUUUUCUUGCUGGUGCUGUAGAAAUCCCUGCAGCCAUUGUAAGCUUUGUUUUCAUGAGGUUGAUCGGGCGUAAAUAUGCUUACGUUACUUUGGGAAUGACAUCAGCUUUAGCAAUAAUCUUAACUCCGUUUGCUAUAUCUUGGAAUACUGCAUCUGGGGUAACAAUUGCAAUGAUUGGAAAAUUUGCCAUUACUUCAGCAUAUGACGUCAUGUACCUGUAUACACCUGAAAUGUUCCCAACUCUUCUGAGGUCUGUAGCAUUGGGAACAUGUACCUUUUCAGGCAACGUGGGGGCGAUAAUUUCUCCUUAUAUCGUAUAUGCAAGUGAAAAAUCUUCAAAAUCACUUCCAUAUCUGGUUAUGGCGGGGCUGACGUUUAUUACAGUUUGCCUUGUGCUUCUUCUCCCUGAGACAAAAAAUGUUAAAGUUCCCGAUACCAUUGAAGAAGCUAAACAAAUGAAAAUUGAUAAACUUUUUUGCAUCAAUAAAUAACAAAUGUUUGUGUAAAUAGCAUUGCACAUAUGUUUCAGUUAAAAAAUAUGCUACUAUUGAUUGGUUAUAUCAGUGAAUCCUAUUCAAAAUUCAUCUCAUUUAAUUAAUAAAACUGAAGCUUUUUUGCUAUAUUCCUUUUAUAUUGUACUCUCGAAUUUUAUAUCAUACGCUGUGAAAAUAUAUACUGUAUUAUAUUAUUGGGUUCGUCAUCCCAAAGGCAUCAUCAACUGCUGACAAAACCUAUCAUAAUUUAAUUUGUGUUUAAAUAGAAUGUAUUCGAAUAUUUCGAAAGAACAAGUAGAUGUUGGGCGUAUGAUAUGAAUCGUUCAAUGGCUUGGAAACUUUCAGACGCAAUGCAGCGCAGUCUGAACUGAUAAGAGAAUUGAGAAUAUGAUUGAAAAGUGAAACCUUGGAUAAAGCACCAAUAACAUAUUCAAUAUUUCAUCGAAGAUUGUCGUGGUCAUAGAUCAGUCACAUCUUGUAAUCUCGUUGAAGGUGGUAAUGUGUAGCUUGAAUAUUACAAUUACGCACUUCAUCACAUGAUGCUUACGUACAACUGAACCUUCCCAUCAUGACUUGCAUACACUUCGAGAAGGGCAAUAACACCGUAAUCCAAGUUCGUCUUUCCCUCUAACACUGUUUGAAUUUUUUCCCGAAACGCCGGUGAUAAAAUCAAGCUAUAAGGAAUUAGUGUUUAUCGAGGUCCAUAAGUUUGCAUAAAAUGAAAUUGAGAUGAACUACUGCGAGAUGGCAAGCAAAUACCUUGCUCAGGCCGAUGGCUCAAAUAUAAGCUUGGAUAGAAUGUGAUUGGGAUUUGAAAAGCGUGAUAGUUGUGGCUCUGAGUGCCACACAGUUCCUCAAUAAUCGUUGUGUACUAAACUAUUGCGUGUGGUUAUGGCCAUCCCAAAUGGAACCAAGAGAACUGAUUCAAAGUACUAUUGUGACUAUUCGUCUCCUGGCGCGAAAUAUGUUGACUUUGCUACCAAUUCCAAACCCCAAUCAAAAUAAUCCGUUUUAAUUGUGUACAAUACUUCUAGAAAGGUUCAAUACAAGUUGAAAUUGUUGUCGAUUUUUGUAUCGCUGUCUAUUGUAACGCAAUACGGACACAAGUCGGAC